GCUCUAGCGUCGUCCCUCCCCAAGGUCUCCGGCGUCGACAGAAGCAGCGGCACCAUGAAGCGCCUGCUCAGACGGCUCUCCCGCGUGGCCGCGGCAGACGCCUGCGCCGCCGCCGCGUACAAGCCACUCCGGCCCGAUGCGGCCGCGAAGGCCUCCUCCACGGACUCUUCUUCGUCGUACUCGUUCUUCGGCGCGCGAAGACUCGGCCGCGGUGCGCGCGUGCCGGAGGGGCACGUGCCUGUGUGCGUCGGCGAGGAGGGCGGCCCCGUGGAGCGCUUCGCCGUGCGGCCCGAGCUGCUGGGCCAGCCGGCGUUCAAGGCCCUGCUCCGGCGCGCCGCGCAGGAGUACGGCUACGGCCACCCGGGCGCGCUCCGGAUCCCCUGCGCCGUCGCCAACUUCCGCCGCCUCCUCCACGGCCACUCCGACCCCGGCUGCCAGGCCACCGACGACGACGACUCCGCGCUCUACUACUAGCCUUCUUGCUCUGCUGCCCAUUUCACCCUCCUCGUUCGGCUGUCAUGGAGGGCGUGAUGGAAAAUUUACCCCCUGGCAAAGGCAAAUCGGUGAACCAGCAGAGCAAACUGCCAGCUGCUGCGUUCUGACCGAUCUGCCCCUGCGUGGAUGCUGUACAUAGUGAGGUCACAUGGGAGUUGGUGGAGGGUAGGACGGGGAUUCCGCCGCAUUUUCUUCUGGAGCUCAACAAUUUUAGGACCUGCUGUCUUGUGGGAAUUCUUCUUCUUCUUCUUCUUCUGAGUAUUCCUCUAGGUAGCUCUAGAUCAAGCUCUGGUAGCUGCAAUGGAGCUUCUUCUUCUUCUUCUUUUGCUAGGGAUUUUGAGGUCUUGAUAACACAUCAUGUAAGCCGCAAGGUUGGUCUCAUGUGAGUGAAAUGGAUGAUUUUGCCACUGCAAAAGUUUGAUCCAGGAUCUGGUGGUGUAAAAUGCAAUGCACUUCAAUGGAUCUCCAGCUAGCUCUAGCAGUUCAGGCAGCCUGUCAUGGAUGACCAUGGUGUACUACAAUGAUUGACCAUUUGAUAGUACUACUUGGGCCUGUGGAUGUUUCUUUAA
This is a messenger RNA of Triticum dicoccoides, 1064 nucleotides long. RefSeq names its product auxin-responsive protein SAUR71-like. Lineage: Eukaryota; Viridiplantae; Streptophyta; Magnoliopsida; Poales; Poaceae. The transcript has a single exon. Gene Ontology annotation, biological process: response to auxin. Bases 55 to 474 code for a protein of 139 amino acids. The record is from RefSeq and is a predicted model, not a curated record.